Messenger RNA from Linepithema humile (Argentine ant), 810 nucleotides. Lineage: Eukaryota; Metazoa; Arthropoda; Insecta; Hymenoptera; Formicidae. The record is from RefSeq and is a predicted model, not a curated record.
AUCCUUUAAAGGGUAACAACUUUCUAACUAUCGGAGACAAAAGUGUUCGGACUUGGGUCAGGCGCAUAACGGACUGCUUCACAUAUCAAAAUAACCAUGAUAUCUAGGAAAAUAAACAUCCGUCACGAAACAUGCUUCGUGAUUUUCUUCAUCACCAUGCUGGGCAUUUUCGCUCUCGAAUGUCCAACAAAUAAGUGCGAAUGUUAUUUAACGAACGACAAUUUUAUUGCUACGAUAAGUUGUACAACAAAUAGUAAUUCUGUAUUUCGUAUCUACAUUGAAGAAGACGCAUUGAUAGAGAUCCACUGCUCUAAUUCACCAGAAUGGUCAGAUUUCGAUCUAAACAUGACACUAUUGGGGAGUUACAAAGAGAUUAAAUUCGACAACUGCAAUUUACCGAGUAACAACAGCUUGAGUGACAUUGCACACAUGCUAGGAGCUACAAGCGUAGAAAAACUAUAUUAUUCUUCGCACAAUAACUUCAAUCUUACCUUGAAAAAGCAUCAUCUGAACGGUUUUAAGAAUUUAACAUAUCUUCGUCUAUUCGACAACAACUUACACAACUUGACCAACGAAUUUUUUUAUUAUACCACUCAGUUAAUGAUUCUUGAUUUAAGAAACAACAAAUUAAAAUUGAUUACACCAGGCACAUUUGAUAAGCUGAAUAAUUUAAUACGUCUGGAGCUAUCAAGUAAUCACUUAACCCAGCUGGAAUUGGGAAUUUUUGACAAACUCAUCGCUUUGAGAUGGCUCAACCUUGGUUAUAAUUAUUUAGUCACCUUACCAGAAGAUAUGUUUCUAAAACUGAAG